Messenger RNA from Paramuricea clavata, 5353 nucleotides. NCBI's taxonomy places the organism in Eukaryota, Metazoa, Cnidaria, Anthozoa, Malacalcyonacea, Plexauridae. The record is from the annotation of a GenBank genome assembly.
AUGCUAGGUCUGCUAGCAGUUGUAGAAUCUAGUCCGGAAAUAACAGGUAAUUCGAAACUUUAGUUCUUUUUACAUAUAUUUUUUGCACGGUAUUAUAAUACUUGAAAAAAUUCGAACCAAUGAAUCAGGUAUUAAAAUAGCGUGUUUAUUGACACACUUUGUAUAUCCUUGUAAAAGAAAAACGUGUCCUUGCAAUUUGAAAAGUGUGUACUUGGGACAGUGUACUUGGUCUUGACUCUUGGGAAUAAAGCCCGGAAAAUUCAUUUCCAGCCAUUUCCCACAGCAAUAUUGUUUAAAGGGUAGCUUAUAUGGACUCGAAAAUUGACGGUGUUAUUAUUUAGUCUAAUGUGAAAGGUCAUUGAAAACUGUAAAGCAUUUUCCUUGAUAGAUUUUUGUUUUCUUGCUUCGUUUUGGAGGUAUCUCAUGAUGAUAUGCAAAGGACCAACUUCCUACGUCACAUAUGCAUAAUGAUUUAGCCCUGAAAUCUGUAUAUCUUUACUAUGACAAAAUAUAAUCAGUAGAAAACCUACAUGGGUAUUGUCGUGGACAAAUUUCGUUCAUCAUUCAUUCUGAGCAAAUUUAUUUGAUAGUGACAAAAUUAUAUAAAUACUCCUAAAAACACUCCUACGCGUGCUUUAAAUAGUACAUAUUCUAAGUUCUUUGAAUGUUUGCAUGGCGAUAAAAUAUAAUUGUUUUUGUUUGUGGAAACACCACGUAAAUUUAUUACUGCAAAGCUUUCGAUCCGUAAGCCCGGAUCUUCAUCAGUGCAUCUUCAUCACAUAUUAUUAGCACUGAUGAAGAUCCGGGCUUACGGAUCGAAAGCUUUCCACAAACAAAAACAAUUAUAGUACAUAUUCUGUUUAUAACAUGGCAAUUAAGAAACGCCUGUAAAAUUACCGGCUUCAAUUAUUUUUCUAUAGGCGGUUUUAUGGUAAUGGUAAUAUCUGCAGAAAUCAUGCUAUAAGAAUCUGGACUCGCUUUUAAGGAUUUUCACUGGUUAUGAAUUUAAGGAUUUUCAUUAACUAGUUAUGAAUCAUUUAGACUGCAUGACUCGAAAUUAAAAGGUAUUCAAUUUGAAACAAAUUUUUGUCUCAAAAAAGGCACUUAACUUAGUUAACGAAUAUUCAACAAGCAUUUUCUUAGUUAACGAGUAUUUGUGCAGCUCAAGCUAGUCUGCGUCCCACACUUCCAAUAAAUGAAUCUAUACAUUUAUCCAUAGAUUAUCUACGAAUAUCUAUGAAUUUAUCUAUGAAUAAAUAAAUGUAUAGUUUAAUUUGGUUUAGUUAGUGUAUGCAGUAGUCUUGUAUCUAAAAGAAAAUAAAGAAAUAUAGUUUACUCAAACCUACUAAUACCUUAUACCCAAUUCUUUUGAUUUAGGACCACAAAGAGAAGUGAUUUCAAUAUACAAUGAUGACUUUACCACCCCGCCAUCCACACCUCAAUAUUUCAUCGAAGUUUAUCGCUGUGUUAAACUUGACUUUGGCGAAUGCUCUAGCAGUGGACCGUCUACGUACCCGGUUCCAAAAACAACGAACGAGAUUGAGAUAGUGGUUCCGGAUAUAACAAACAAAGAUCGGGAUUCUAGCGAUAAAAAGAAGUUUUAUAAAUAUGUCGUUCAUAAUCACACUGCUUGUCAAUGUGGGAAAUUAAAGUACAGGAAUGGUAGACUGUAUAAAACCAUAACUAAUAACGAAGGUUAGUCCGGUUUACACUGAGCAAAUACCAUGCAAUUACCUAAAAUGAACAUGCUUUGUGAUUAAUUUUCUUUCGCUCGUUAGAUAAUUUCUUUUGUAUUUUAUUGUUAUAGUCAUAAAACAUAUUCAUAUGUAAGUUGAUGACAAUACAACCAGGGGCCGGUUGUAUAAAACUCUUAAUCACUUUUUCAAUCACUAUUUUGUAGUUAGAUAGUGAUUAACUCUUAGGGACGGACCAUUAGAUAUUUGAGGGGGUGGUUGCAGAAAUCCCCCCAAAAAAUUCGAGCAAGCCUUUAUCCUUAAAAAAAACGUGCGAGAAGAAAACUAGCGAGCAUCCAUGCAUGCUAUGAGAAUAAACUCCAAUUCCUGGACCCCUAAUUGGAACUUCUGGAUAUAAAAUAUGAAGAAUACAUAUAGAAUGCUAUGACAAUCCUGAUGAUCACCCAUCAUUGCACAAUGCAAAGCUUCCAAAUUUGUGAAGGCACAGGAGUUUAAAAAAUUAAGGCGACAAAACCUGCGAACGGGCAUACGGGCUGGCUGCAGUCCUAUGCCCAACCCCACACAUAAAUUCAUUAUAGCUGCAAGACAUGAAGUACAUACCAGAGGUUGUGCGACAACCACUGAGUCUGAGAGCGCGGAUAAUCUGCCUUGAUUUAUUGCAUAUUAAUAAUUACUACCACGGAGUAAACAGAUUUGUUACCUCCGCCAGGAGGUUAUGUAAUCAUCUGGGUUUGUAUGUGUGUGUGUAUGUGUGUGUGUAUGUGUGUGUGUUUGUCUGUGAGCACGAUAACUCAAGAAAUACCAAACAUAUUCAUACGAAAUUUUUUUAAUGCAUUUCCCAUCGGCUACGGAAGAACUGAUUAAAAUUUGGUUGAAUUUGGUUAAAAAUUGAACGAGAAAUGAACAAAAUUUUGUCUUGCUUUUCCCGGUCAAUUAAAAAAACUCACUGAAUGCGUAAUUAGGACGUGUAUAAUGUAUGCACGCAGUACUAAGCCUCAUUAAGCUCCAGCCUUCAUUAUCUAUUGUCUUAGUUGCAUUUCACACGACCGAAAUUCAAUGGGGGCGGAGGUAUGCAGUCUCUGAGUGCCCUCUAGUUUAUUCUGUGGUAAUACAGAACCCCGGAACAGGCCUUCAGAUUGCCGACCAGCUUGCCGCCACUUCGGGCUACCAUGAUACCAUGUCUCCAGCUGCCUGUACCUCGUGUCAAAGAUGUUGUAGAUGAAUGUGGAUAAGUACACGCCUUAAAAUUAUGACCUGUUCUUAAUUAUUAAAUCAGGACCUGUAUUUUUGUUCAAAGGCAAUCGUUUACAGUUUGUUUCUCUAUGGAACUGAUUAAUAUUUGCAACUAUGCCGGAAACAGUGGCGUAGCCAAGGGGGGCCGACCGCCCCCCCCCCCCAUUCGCCAUAAAACCAUCCUCUCAAAAAGGCUAAAUCCGUAAGGAAAUUGUGGGAGGGGGUACACGUUGCAUGCUCAAAGCUGAAACCGAUUAAGUAUGUCUCGAGUGAGGAAAAAGACGAUACACUGGAGGAACUUGAUUUGUAAAAUCUCGUUAAAGCAUUUGUAGUCUUGUAGAUAUGGUUCCAAGAACUGUUAAAUACAUGCAUGCAUUAUCAUAGCAUGAAUAUUUCUUCUCAAACUUACUCUGUAUCGUAUAAAAAACAACGCAAUUCUGAGAAUGCGGAAAUGGUAUCUCAUAGAACCUAGAAUGAUUUAAAUGCAACAUUUCUGAUCAAAAUCACAUGGCUCCCAUCAGCAUCACAGAGGACAAAUAAGGUGACACUGACCCCUCCUCCUGUUUUCAAGGUGACUUUUCCAAUUUAUUUAAUUCCGAGUAGAAUUCUGCUAGACUUCACCUCCAAAAUGCUUGAAAUCUCAUUUCAGGGACCACCCAAAAAUGAAGGUCUGGCUACGCCACUGGCCGGGAACGGAGCAGUCACCGUCGAAAGGGCUUGUUUACACUAUCAAAUUUUCUUUCAAAGAUAUUGUAACCCGCCCCUAUUAAAAACUACAAAUAAAAAAAUUCUUCACGCCUGGCAAAAAGUAGUCCAAAAUCGCCGGAGGUGUUGUAACUUCUUUAAUUUUCAUGCUGAUUGUACGAAAUUUCCCUUAGACAUAGAAUAUAUUCUUACUUUGUUUUUGGACAUUUUAUUUUUUGGCGGGAGAAUGACGUCACAAACAUGGCGCCAAAAAUUUAAAAAUUAGCAAUUGCUAAUAUCAUAUCUUUAUUUGGAAGAGCAUGCUGUAGGGAACCUGAAACUGAAGUCUGUAUCGAAAUACGACCAUUCGCUGCAAAGAUAGACUGAUUCAAAGUUGGAAAAAUCGGCCAUUUUGUUACUAAAAAUAGAACAAAAUGGCGGAUUUUUCGAAAUUUGAAUCACUCUAUCUUUGCAAUGAAUGGUCGUAUUUCGAAACAGACUUCAGUUUCAAGAUUCCUACAGCAUGGUCUUCCAAAUAAAUAAAUGAUAUUAGUCAUUGCUAAUUUUUAAAUUUUUGGCGCCAAGUUUGUGACGUCGUUUUCCCGCCAAAAAAUAAAAAAUCCAAAAGCUGCACGAUUUGUAAGAAUCAUAUGUUCUAUGUUUAUGGAAAAUUUCGUACAAUCAGGAUGAAAAUUAAAGAAGUUGCAACACCUCUGGCGAUUUUGGACUACUUUUUGCCAGGCGUGCUUGCAAGCGUUUGACUAUUAAACGAAAAAAAAGCGUGCACAACAUGUGCGUCCAAACUGAAAAAUCCUGCAAGGAAAAAAGCUGCAACCACCCCCUCAAAUAUCUAAUGGUCCGUCCCUUAUUGGAUGACUUUUCCACUAACUAUAGUUAACUUUAAUCACUUUUUUAUACAACCGAUCCCAGGCGAACACGGGAGCUCUCCCUUCAACACUGAAUCAAACUGCUAUACUGAAUAUCAAGACUAGAUAUUGUUAUCUGCAUAUAAAGCGCGUUUUCCACUCCAGACGAACUCGCGCGAAGCGUCUUUGUCGUCAUCGCUCUUGCUAAUGUGAUUAGCAAUGCUGACAACGGAUAAAGCAGCUGCGCGUGGUAAAUUCGCCCGGUGAAAAAUGGGCUGUGCUUGGUUUUUUCCUGUACAAGGGGGGAUUUUCUCCGUGAUUUCUGCCCCGGGUUUUCUUCUCCCAUAAAAAAGUAACCAACCCAUGCGGCCUUAGUUGCACUCCAUGUGAUAGCGAGAACCCGAGGCGCUUCAGUCAACCUUCAGGUUUCAGCUGCAAGGACAGGUGAUUUUUACACCGCAACUCCAACCUGUAUGAAUUUUUCUUGCAGUGUCAGCAGCUUAUUUCAAAGCGAAGUUUUCGAAAAAUCCAGUCAACCUGAUACGUGUGUGUAACGUUUGCAACAGCACUCAAACUAGAUAUAAACUCCAUCCAGACCAUUUCAACGUUGUCUUACCAUCUAAGUAUCUGACGUUCCAACAGUGCUUGCCUGGCUGUGUAGUGGUAAAAAACGAAACGUCUAACAAGCAAACUUCCAUGCUGUCUGGUAGUCCCGUUAGUGUCCCACUUACAAAUGAUAUUUCAUGCAAGGCUUAUGACGGAGCUAAAACACAACAACAAGGUAAAAAUAAUCCUCAGAAUCAAAAGCUCAAAAGCUUAUCCUCAGAAAGUCCAGUUGGAAACUUGAGUACACAAGGUAAGAAAUCAUGGCUCUGA